CCAAAACCACGCGCCGCACGCGACACCGGCACACCGCGAAGCGAGCCCGACGAAAAAAGAAGAAGACCAGGCCAAGGAGGCGAAGCGAAGCAAGCACCCGACGUCCCAACCAACCGGCCGGGCGGAAUGGUGUUCAGCGCCGCGGUCCUGGCGGCGGCGGCGCGCGCGCCGGCGGAGCUGUGCCAGCGCCCGCCGCGCCCGGGGCGGCGGCGGCUGCGCGCGGACGAGGUCCUGCGCGCGCUCUUCCUGCCGCCCGCGCGGGAGCUCGGGCGCCUGGGGGACUUCCUCUUCGCCUUCUUCUGCCUGCCGCUGCCGGAGUACUACGUGCCCGGGUCCGGCCGCGGCGGCGGGUGGGUGGCGCGGGCGCCGGUGCUGUAUACCUACCGGAGGUCGCUCUCCGUCGCCUCCUCGUCCUCGUCGUCCUUCUCGUCGUCGUCCAUGUCCUCGUCGGAGGAGGAUUGAUUGCCCGCAGGAAUAGGAAAUUGUACAGGUUGCUAAACGCAAUGGAUUUGUAGUUGGUUUGUUCUUUUGCAUAUAAUCGAUUUGGUGCGGUGGAAUUCGAUUAGGUCUGUUCAAUUCCUUUUCUCCCUCUGUAUAUAUAGAUUGUUUUACCCUUUUCGAAAAUAAACAUUCAAUGUCCUUGUGAACUAGGAGUUGAACUGAUAUUAUUCACAUCAACUAGGUCCAUACCUGUUCGUUGCUA
Molecule: messenger RNA, 703 nt
Organism: Panicum virgatum (switchgrass)
Lineage: Eukaryota; Viridiplantae; Streptophyta; Magnoliopsida; Poales; Poaceae
Exons: 1
Coding region: 127-462 (111 amino acids)
Source: RefSeq, a predicted model, not a curated record